AUGGAUGGCUGUCCACAUGCUCUAAAGCUUGACCUGUUCCACCACUGCAGAGUGUCUGCUCCAGCCGCUGAGCUAGUGGUCGGCCGAAUGGCUGACUCUCUGGGAAGCGGAGCGACUCGCUCCUCGGCGCGCAUCCGCAACAAUGUGCGCCGUGAUUUAAAGAAGAGGUUGUUAGCAUCCCCAGCUAGUGGUCGGCCUCGAACACGCGCUCAAAAGGCUGUCCUGGCGGGCGAUUCAAGGCGCAGACGUGCGAAUUUAUAUGACCACUUUCUUAUCAGUAAAGCGGAUUCUAGAAGAAGCAAACGCACGACAGACGCGAAUGACUCGCCUGGAGACACUACUGAUUCCCUUGAGGACGAUGACUAUUCCGUCGUUUCGGAUGCACAGGGCGACAAUCCGGCCUCGAAACGCCGAGCUCAUCAACAACCCCGUCGAUCUCGGCGAACGGCCAAGAAGCCCACGCUCGCUAAAGGCCGCCGACAUGCCGUAACUAAUACUGCAGCCAGAAAACCAGAAGAAGCUCCUCCAAAGCAGGUUGUUAUUCCCAACUGGAUCGUACCCGCAAUGCAGCCCUAUUGGGGAGCCGUCCUUGCCCACGCCGCCACCGAAGCGGGUUAUCUAAACCGAAGCUGGCUGCUUGAGGCGUCGACAGUCUGCAAAGCCUUUGCGGAGCCGGCUCUUGAUGUUUUGUACUCCAGCCCAGCCAUAACGACUGAGGCGAAAUUGCAAAAAUUGGUGGCCACACUGAGCCGUCCUAGCACCAUGUUCAGCUACCCCAGCAAGAUUCACAGCCUUCAUCUCGGCCCAAGGUUUAUCCCAACCAACUCUAUGAUCGAGACCCUCUUAAUAUACCUUCCACGGCUGCGCCAUUUUUCUAUCGACCACGAGCUGGAUCAGGCUCCAUUCCGAGACCUCACUACGCUGCCUCGGCGAAGCUACCCGGAUAUCUGGAAACUCCUAGAGGAGCGAGUCGAUACACGGCCCGGGAUGAUUCAGCAGCCAAGUCGGCUCCUCUCGUGGAGGUGGUCCUGGAGGCUUCUAGGCAGCCUCACAAUGGACACACUCAUACAGCUGCAUACGAUUGGUCCCCUGCGCGAAUUGAAAAGCCUGCACCUCGUCAACUUCCCGUCCCUCGGAUAUACCCCACCAAUUGAAGACGUACAAAUGAGUGAGGUUGGGGGCAGCGUGAGUUUCCGGCCGAGAUCUGCCCAGGACUGCGCCAAGGUGAUAACCCCUUUGAAAUUUCUUGAGCACGUUGCACUAGAGGCGUGCUUUGCCGUCGAUGGCGAAUUUCUGAGCCACCUACCGCGCGACCUCAAGCAUUUGGAGAUAAUUCAGUGUUGGAACCUCCAAGCGGCACAUCUCUCCGAGUUUCUAUUAACCCAUGGCAAAAACCUUCGAAGCCUGACUCUAAGGAAUAAUCAGUCGUUGGACCUUAGUUUCUUGACCGUCCUUCAAGACGCUUGCCCUAAUCUUGAAGAGCUUGAAGUCAACAUGAGCUAUUUCAAAGAUCCGGAGACAAAUAACUCGGAGCCACUUUUUGACUUUGCGCUGUCCGAGGAUCAGGUGCCUAGCUGGCCUUCCUCGAUCCGGCACAUCGAGCUACUGCAUAUACGGCCCUGGAGCUACGAUGCGGCCGUCAUGUUUUUGCAGUCUCUAAUCCGGGAGUCCAAAACCUACCAAAUCUCCGAUAUUUGGUGA
Messenger RNA from Parascedosporium putredinis, 1701 nucleotides. The record is from the annotation of a GenBank genome assembly. NCBI's taxonomy places the organism in Eukaryota, Fungi, Ascomycota, Sordariomycetes, Microascales, Microascaceae.